CGUAAUCGAACUCUCUAGAAAUCUAAUCACUGACUUAUAAAAUUCGCCCAAAUUCGAAACCGCUCCUUAUCCGAAAAGUCAAAUUCCAAAUUGCCUGAUUAAUCAGAAGAUUCUCGAACGAUGUCGCUGAUUCCGAACCCAUUCGGGCGCCGAUCGGGCGUGUUCGACCCGUUUUCACUCGACCUGUGGGACCACCAGGUCCACCACCCGUUCCGCUCACUCUCGGACCUGUCGUCCCGGUCCGAAACGGAGUCGUUCGCCCACGCGCACAUCGACUGGAAGGAGACGCCGACGGCGCACGUGUUCAAGGCGGACGUGCCGGGGCUGAGGAAGGAGGAGGUGAAGGUUGAGGUGGAGGACGGCCGGAUCCUCCAGAUCAGCGGGGAGAGGAAGAGGGAGCAGGAGGAGAAGACGGACACGUGGCACCGGGUGGAGCGCAGCAGCGGGACGUUCACGAGGAGGUUUCGGCUGCCGGAGAAGGCGAGCGUGGAGGAGGUGAGGGCGGGGAUGGAAAACGGAGUGCUGACUGUCACUGUGCCUAAGGUGAAGGCCAAGAAGGUGGAUGUCAGGUCCAUUGAGAUCUCUGGUUGAUUAAUUAGUUAAUUAAGGUUUCUGUGUCUAUUAACAGUUAAUUACCGAAAUUAAAUAAAAUAACUGCAGCUUAUGUGUUUUUAUUUUUUGUA
Messenger RNA from Malus domestica (apple), 683 nucleotides. Its product is annotated as 16.9 kDa class I heat shock protein 2-like. The record is from RefSeq and is a predicted model, not a curated record. Gene Ontology annotation, biological process: protein complex oligomerization; protein folding; response to hydrogen peroxide. Lineage: Eukaryota; Viridiplantae; Streptophyta; Magnoliopsida; Rosales; Rosaceae.